ACAUUCACAUUUGCAUUGCAAAAUUAAUGUUGUCUAUUGUCAUAAUGCAUACGUUUGUUUCUACAAAGAAGAUAAUAAUUAUCUUCUUUGUAGAAACAAACGCACAGUUUUAUACAGUUUGUUUAAGACUUCACUUCAGACGAUUUUUUUAAAUAAAUCUCCCUGAAUGCAAAGAGCAUAUAAUCACUAUGUAUACAUACCGGCAUUACCGGCGUAUAGCAAUACUUUUUUGACUGACAUUUAAAUCACUGCAGAUAGCAAAAAAAUACGUUAUUUAUUUGAAUAGAAACAACGUUCACGUUCACCGUUCACUGCCGAGUUGUUAAAAAAUCGUAUGAAAUAAUAAUUUCUCUAAAAUUAUAACAAUCAACUACGGUUACUUGUGAAAUUUCGCAUGACAAAAGGACAUCUUGAAAGCUUCACAUUGUGCUUGCAUUGUUACUAAGAUGGAGAACAGGAAACCCGCAAGUAAUCAUUUGAAAGUGCCAACUUUCCCCGUAGACACCCCCAUGCGGUCGAGCUCCAAAGCGAACAUCGCAAACACGAAAGAAUCCACUCCUGCGAGCGAGGAGAAAACUUCCUUGGCAUGGACAAACUUAGAAAUCGGGCCGAAGCUGGGAUAUGGUAAAUUUGGAAAGGUGUAUCUGGCGCGCGAGAAGGAGUCCCAUUACUUGGUAGCGCUGAAGGUAUUGUGCAAGAGCCAGAUCCUGAAGACGAACAUCGAGCACCAGGUGCAGCGUGAGGUGGAGAUUCAGUCACGGCUGCGGCACCCCAACAUCCUGCGAAUGUUCCACCACUUCCAAGACGAGAAGCUUAUCUACCUCGUCCUGGAGUACGCCAAGCACGGCACGCUCUUCGUGCGGCUCAUGCAGCGCGGCCGCUUCGACGAGAAAACUGCCGCCAUCUACAUCCGCGACCUCACCAAGGCCCUCAUCUACUGCCACGCCAAGAAUGUUAUACACCGCGACAUCAAACCUGAGAAUAUACUUAUAGGAUGCAAUGGGGAGCCUAAAAUAGCUGACUUUGGCUGGUCUGUGCAGUCCGCAUCCUCUAGAAGAAUGACGUUCUGUGGAACUAUGGAAUACUUAUCACCAGAAAUGGUAGAAGCAAAGCCCUACAGCUACAAAAUUGACAUUUGGAGUCUCGGUGUGUUAUGCUAUGAGUUACUUGUAGGAAUACCUCCGUUUGAUGAUGAGCACAGCAGCACAGAGCAGACUUUGGAAAAAAUUAAAUAUGUAAUAAUUGAGUAUCCAAAGUAUGUGUCUGAGAAGGCAAAGGAUCUCAUGGGCAAGCUACUGAUGGUGAACCCGGACAAGCGGCUGCCCCUCGCCAGUGUGCUGCAGCAUCCCUGGAUUAUAGAGAACGCUCCGCCGGGGGCGCUGCCUCCUACCUUCAACCCUGACCCCUAAUGCGAAAGUAGAGAAUAAACAAUAAUUAUGUUGCAGGCUAAUGUUAAUUAUUGAUGCUGAGGCUUUUUUUACUGGAAAAAUUAAAUCUAUCUGUAUAUCUGCUAGGUAUUCUAAUUGCACUCAAUCUUAGGACAAGACCAAAUACAUGAUGUGAGUCAUUCUCCUGGUUGAGAGGUAGCAAAUAUUUGCAUUCUCAUUAUUUUAUUGUGUAUUUAUUUCUCAAUAGCCAGGUCCACACAUAGCGAUGCUCAGAGUAUGCUCGCUCUGUGUGGACCCGGCUAUUAACUUCUAGCUGCAGUUUUAAUAAGAAUGCACCUUUAGGAUAUUUUUCAUUAAAAUAUAGGGCUAUCUGUAAAAUAAUGAUGCAUGCCAUUUUAAUAGGAAUAUUGUUUGUAGUAGCAUAAUUUAUAUUUUAAUUUUAUGAAAUGUAAUUAGAUAGUGAUUUAUAUGUAUGAUUAUGGUAUUUAUUUUGUAAGGAGGAAAUAAUUGUAGUCAAUGUUAUAAUCCCUGCAUUUAUAAUGACUAGUCAUUUGGAGUCAAGUUUAUUUGGUAUGUUCAUUCUAAAGACUAAUUAUGACUGAACUAGAUUUAAAGAAAUGUUAACUUAAAUCAUGAUAAUAUUAUAUAGUUUAAAUACAUAAUUAUAAAACCAA
Molecule: messenger RNA, 2062 nt
Organism: Cydia pomonella (codling moth)
Lineage: Eukaryota; Metazoa; Arthropoda; Insecta; Lepidoptera; Tortricidae
Product: aurora kinase C-like
Exons: 1
Coding region: 447-1409 (320 amino acids)
Biological process (GO): mitotic spindle organization; protein phosphorylation; regulation of cytokinesis
Cellular component (GO): chromosome passenger complex; spindle pole centrosome; spindle midzone
Molecular function (GO): protein kinase activity; ATP binding
Source: RefSeq, a predicted model, not a curated record